Molecule: messenger RNA, 1125 nt
Organism: Arachis duranensis
Lineage: Eukaryota; Viridiplantae; Streptophyta; Magnoliopsida; Fabales; Fabaceae
Exons: 4
Coding region: 1-1125 (374 amino acids)
Source: RefSeq, a predicted model, not a curated record
AUGGAGGAAAAGUGUUAUUUCUCACAAAUGGAUGUUGGUGUGAGAUAUGAGACCUUUGUGAUAGGGUCCGAUGAAGGCCUGCAGAUCUUGCUUCACUACAGGCGUAGUUUUUCGGAGGUGAGAAUACCGAAGCUGCUUGCGAAGUUGGAAGAUGGUGUCGACAGCUCUGGGGCAUCGUCACCGAAUUCUCAGUCGACAACGGUGGGUGGUGCCUCGACAUCGAUGCCUGUGGUAGCAGCGGCAAUUAUGAUUCCUGAUCCUCAACGUGUUACGGCUGUUCAUGCUGGUGUACCUCCUGUUGUGCUUGAUUUUGAAUUUGAGGCCGGACCGGAUCGAGUUGAGAAUGCGAUGCAGGACAAUGAUUCGGAUGACGAGCCGGUCACAAUUUGUGGGGACAGUGAUGAUGAUAUUCCGAGCAGUACACCUACACCCCAUGGAGCUUUCGGUUCUGGCACACAACAGUAUCCUCCGCACCUGUCAUCGUUGAACUUGGAAGCCAUUGGCCAACACCAGAAUGAAGAGAUUGGCCAAUCGUUCCAGAGUAAGGAGGAAGUUGUGCUGAGUGUAAAAGAUUACAACAUUCGGCGUGGAAUUGAGUACAGAGUUAUGCAGUCAGACCAUCUGAAAUACCAAGGGAUAUGCAAGGAGUUUGGUAACGGAGCUGAUGCGUCAAUUACGAUUAAGGUGCUGCAAGAGGCAACGCAAGCAACAUAUGGUUUCAGGCCUAGUUAUAACAAGGUGUGGUUGACGAAGCAGAAGGCAGUAGCACAGAUCUAUAGCGACUGGGAGGAGUCCUAUAGUGAUCUGCCCCGCUGGAUCCUUGGGGUCACAUCCACCAUGGACAGUUCCGUUGCUCUGCUGAAGACCUCCCCGGUUAGAGUGGGUGAUCAGGUUGAUGAAUCUAGAGGCUACUUUCAUCGCAUGUUUUGGACAUUCCCUCCAUGUAUUGAGGCAUUCCGACACUGUAAGCCGCUUGUCAGUAUCGGCGGAACACACCUGUAUGACAAGUAUGGAGGGACGUUGUUGUUGGCGAUUUCUCAAGAUGAAAACUCGAAUAUAUUGCCUGUUGCGUUUGCACUUGUGGAGGAGAAAAAUGCAAAGUCUUGGUUCAGCAUACAUCUGUGA